AAAGUCAUACCACUGUAAUCAAUGACCAAAUUAUGCUAUAUGUCCAUAGACACGGAUGCAUGCUUGGCUAAUCCAUGUGACAUGAAUGCUACCUGCAAAGAUAACCCAGCCCCUGCCCAGGACGCGACCUGUACCUGUAACAGUGGAUUAAUGGGAGAUGGACUUGCAAAAUGGCUUGUCGGUGCUUCUGGAUGUUCAGACAUGGACGCCUGUUUGGAUAACCCUUGUCAUACCAAGGCCACCUGCACAGACAAUCUUGCCCCUGCGCUGGACGCGACUUGCACAUGUUACCCUGGCUAUACAGGAGAUGGGCUUGCCAAUGGUCGUGGGUGUUCAGAAUGUACUCCUUGGACUCGCUGGUUUAACCGUGACGAUCCCAGCGGUACCGCUGACAAUGAACUGCUGUCCUACCUUUGGCAGGAGAACCCCGGAGAAAUCUGCUUCGUCCCCUCGGCUAUUCAGGCUCGCGUCCGCGGGACUCACAUACAGGCCUUCCAGACGGGACAGCAGUUCCAUUCAUUUGACGAGGCAGUCGGCUUUCUUUGCCGGAACUCCGACCAAAGCGAUGGGUCCUGCCUGGACUAUGAAGUGCGCUUCUGCUGUGAACCUGGUGUAAAUGUGGCCCUGGGAAAGACAGCGUUUCAAACAAGCUACAGUGGGCCUGGCGGCAGCGUUGCAGUAGACGGGAACACCGCUACCGACUACUUUUCAGGUUCCUGUACACACACUAUACUAGAAGGAGAGGCUAAUCCAGCCUGGUGGGUGGAUCUCGGACAAUCUUAUGUGGUUGACAGAGUGGUCAUCUUCAACCGCCAAGACUGUUGCGCUGAACGACUCAACCCGUUUAACAUCCACAUCGGGGACUCCCCCCAGGUGACCACGAACCCCAGGUGUGGUGGUGACAUUCAGAUCGACGUGAGCCAGCCGGCCAUCUCCGUCUCCUGUCGGGGGAUGAAGGGUCGCUAUGUGGGCGUACGUCUUCCCGGAGCCUCCCGAGUACUGACCCUGUGCGAAGUCCAAAUAUUUCCAUAUUACCCGAUGAUGUUGAAGAAUCUUGGCUGUUGGGAAGAUCAGUAUGACCGGGCUAUCUCGAUGAUGGAGGGUACAGAUCCCCGAUUGGACGGCCACUCGUACUUGCUGCGUACCGACCCUAUCAAGAAAUGCUACCAAGUGGCAAAGGAUCGCGGUUACAAAGUCUUCGCCGUGCAGGAUAGUGGCCAAUGCUUUUCUUCUGCAACAGCUGCAGAUACUUACAGAAAGUACGGUCCUUCAACGCGGUGUACCGAAGGCGAGGGCGGGUUUUGGAGCAACAAUGUGUAUGAAAUCAUCGAUGCAUGAAUCAAUCAAUCAAUGAAGUAGUCACUAAGAUGUUGUAUAGUGAAGAUAAUCUUUAUUUACAACUAAGACAUACAAUCGCAAUUGACGUUUCAUUUGCAGUAUUUUAACCUUGUAUGGGGCAAUAAUGACUUAUAUUAUUCCACACUACAGCCAGAUGUCGCUCCUACCGAUGACGUCUUAUAGUAAAGAAUUGUUAUAUAUGAGGUCCAAAAAGUUGAAUAUUGUCUCAUACAUUAAGGCAAUUAUUGGCCAUAUAUCAAAGACUGUAAUUUCUGCUUUGACGUUUUGUCUUGUAGUUGGUUAUGAGCAAAGAAUUGUUCUAUCUUUUAGGUCAAAAGGUUAAAUAUUGUUACAUACUUUAAGGCAAUUAUUGGCCAUGCACACAAAGACUGUAUUGUCAGCUGUGACGUUUUAUCCUGCAGUUGGUCGUGAAUAAACAAUUGUUCUCCUGUAAUUCUCAAACCUAAUGAAAAUAUUCACCAAAACAACUUGGGUUAAAACUCCAAAGAAUGGAUUUAAAUGUAGACAAUGAAUGAGAUGUUUUGCAUCUUGUGUACAUU
This is a messenger RNA of Branchiostoma floridae (Florida lancelet), 1898 nucleotides long. Its product is annotated as neurogenic locus notch homolog protein 1-like. The record is from RefSeq and is a predicted model, not a curated record. NCBI's taxonomy places the organism in Eukaryota, Metazoa, Chordata, Leptocardii, Amphioxiformes, Branchiostomatidae. The coding region runs from base 22 to 1338 and encodes 438 amino acids. The transcript has 6 exons.